Messenger RNA from Sarcophilus harrisii (Tasmanian devil), 3154 nucleotides. RefSeq names its product dual specificity phosphatase 7 (gene DUSP7). NCBI's taxonomy places the organism in Eukaryota, Metazoa, Chordata, Mammalia, Dasyuromorphia, Dasyuridae. Gene Ontology annotation, molecular function: MAP kinase tyrosine/serine/threonine phosphatase activity; protein tyrosine/threonine phosphatase activity. Gene Ontology annotation, cellular component: cytosol; cytoplasm. Gene Ontology annotation, biological process: negative regulation of MAPK cascade; protein dephosphorylation. The coding region runs from base 683 to 1819 and encodes 378 amino acids. The transcript is spliced from 3 exons. The record is from RefSeq and is a predicted model, not a curated record.
CCCCCGCUCUCAGACCUCGGACGGGGUCCUGCUAACCUGCCUGCGCCGCUACAGGGAGCUCGCCGCCCGCGCGGGGCCAGGAGCUUCGGCGCCUCGGCCUGACCGGGCCCCCAGACCCAGCUGGGGAAGGCCGGGGGCAGGCACUGAGAGGAAGCCCCUGGGCUUGGCGGGGUGGUGCCGGGGAGGGCGGCGCUCACGUGGAUUUCCCCGAGGCUUCUUAGCCUUUUGUGCGGCUGGGCGGAUUUCCGCAGGCCAGACGGGUGCAGGCUCCGGGCUGUGGGCGCGGCUUGGAGCCGGGGCUGCCUGCCCGCCGCAGGCCCCGCCCCCCGGAGGAGGACACGCCGCGCAGCUACAGAAGCCCCUUUUUAAUUGAAGUUGUCAGGCUGCAGCCGCGAGGGAGGGCGGGCGGGCGGGCUGGCGGGAGGAAGCGAGCGGGCGGGCGGGCGGACGCACAGCGAGCCAGCCAGCGAGCCUCGCUGCCCCGGGAGGCGGCUGGGAGAGCGGGCGGCCGGGCCGAGCAGCGGGCGGCCGGGACGGACCCUGGCCCAGCCCCGCGCCGGGGCUCGGCGGCGGGGGCAGCUGCGCCCCGGGGCCGCCCGGGGUUGGCCCGAGAGCCGCUGACCGAGCGCCCACGCCCGCGGCCCGUCCCCGGCCCGGGCCCCCAGGCCCGCCCGCGAUCCCGAUGAAAAAUCGGGUCCGCGCGCCCAUGGCGGUGGCGAUGCCGUGCAAGAGCGCCGAGUGGCUGCAGGAGGAGCUCGAGUCCGGCGGCGGCGCGUCGCUGCUGCUGCUGGACUGCCGGCCGCACGAGCUCUUCGAGUCGUCCCACAUCGAGACGGCCAUCAACCUGGCCAUCCCCGGGCUCAUGCUGCGCCGCCUCAAGAAGGGCAACCUGCCCAUCCGCUCCAUCAUCCCCAACCACGAGGACAAGGAGCGCUUCGCCAAGCGCUGCAAGGCGGCCACCGUGCUGCUCUACGACGAGGCCACGGCCGACUGGCAGGCGGAGCCCGGCGCGCCCAGCUCCGUGCUCGGCCUCCUGCUGCAGAAGCUGCGCGACGACGGCUGCCAGGCCUAUUACCUCAAAGGUGGCUUCAACAAGUUCCAGACGGAGUACUCGGAGCACUGUGAGACCAGCCUGGACAGCUCUUCCCCCAGCAACUCGCCCCCGGCCUCGGUGCUAGGCCUGGGCGGCCUGCGGAUCAGCUCUGACUGUUCGGACGGGGAGUCGGACCGCGAGCCCGGCAGCGCCACCGAGUCUGACGGCAGCCCCCUGCCCUCCAGCCAGCCGGCUUUCCCCGUGCAGAUCCUGCCCUACCUGUACCUGGGCUGCGCCAAGGACUCCACCAACCUGGACGUCCUGGGCAAGUACGGCAUCAAGUACAUCCUGAACGUGACGCCCAACCUGCCCAACAUGUUCGAGCACGGCGGCGAGUUCAAGUACAAGCAGAUCCCCAUCUCCGACCACUGGAGCCAGAACCUCUCCCAGUUCUUCCCCGAAGCCAUCACCUUCAUCGACGAGGCGCGCUCCAACAAGUGCGGGAUCCUGGUGCACUGCCUGGCCGGCAUCAGCCGCUCCGUCACCGUCACCGUGGCCUACCUGAUGCAGAAACUGAACCUGUCCCUGAACGACGCCUACGACUUCGUGAAGAGGAAAAAGUCCAACAUCUCCCCCAACUUCAACUUCAUGGGGCAGCUGCUGGACUUCGAGCGGACCCUGGGCCUCAGCAGCCCCUGCGACAACCGCGUGCCCGGCGAGCAGCUGUACUUCACCACGCCCACCAACCACAGCCUCUUCCAGCUCAACACGCUCGAGUCCACAUGAGGCCGGGGCCCCCGUGGGAGGGGGGCGAGCACCGCAUUCUUGCCACGGCCCGGAGCUGGGGGCGCCGCCGGCCCUUCCUCUCCGCGCGGCCGGAGAGGGCCCGCCAGAGGGUCCCGAGCCGGGCGCCCGGCGGCUCUGGCGGGCAGGGGCCUCGCCCGGGGCCGGACACCCCCGCCGGCGGCCUUCCCCCAGGCCCGGACCGGCCGCCCCGGCUGCCUUGUUUUUCGAAGCUGCGGCCCGAGUUGACCCUUCCGCCAGGGGAGCCGGGCGUCCGGACGCGUUUUAAAGAAAGAAGGCGGGUCAUUUUUGACCGCGUGUACAGACAAUGGCGGGCUACGGAAGAACCAGUAUUUUCUCCCGAGGAGAGAGAGAGAGGGGGGGGAUUGUUCUCGAUUUUGUUCCGCGGCUCCUGCAGGAGAAGGAUAGCCAGGGUCUCGACUGACCAAAUGCGUUUUGCACAUACGGAAGCCCGGCGGCGAGGGUCCCCCCGGGAGGCGGCCCGGCCGCCUGUAGACCCCUCCCCUCCCCCCGGCUCCCUCCCUGUCGCCCCCCACUCUGCACUGAUGGGCUGGAGCUGCCGAGCUUCCUUCGGGUCUGGGGGCUCCUUGGCCCCCGGCCCGCCGCCGGCACCGGCCCAGCUCCCUCCCCGCGGGUUAGCCUGGGGGGCCGUUCCCUCCUCCCCUUCCCCCCUCGGCGCUGCCCCCGGACCGGCUCCCGCGGUCCGGCCGUGCCUUCCGCCCGAGAAGGUCUGUUUCUACUCUGCCUGAUGUCAAGAGAAGGGAGCGGGGGGGGGGGGGGGGGGGGGGGGGGGGGGGGGGGGUGGGGAGGCCGCCGACCCGCGGGGGAGGGGCCGGUGGGGGAGGGGCCGGUGGGGGAGGGGCGAGGGGUCCUCCUCUGUGUGACGCCGUCGGAGGGGGCGAGGAGGGCACGAGGUGAGAGCGGGAGCCUCGGAGCCAAUGCAGAAUGUGUUCACCGCAUCUUACCUCAUCGAGGGUUUUCUUUUCAGGGAAUUUCGGGGCCGUGAAUUACAAAAACUCGUCAGGGCCGAGAGAGCUGACCAAACAGCUUCCUGGGCUGUGGAUGGUUCCUUUUUUAUUUUUGUUUUUUAAAUUCUUUUAUUUUUUAAAGAAACAGACUGCGUUCAGCCACCCAGAAAGGCGCCUCUGACGUGCGAACGAGGGCUUGUUAGAGAGGGCCGGCUCUGCUUUGUGACCCAAUGAAGGAAAAUGUGUGACCCUAUAUAUAUAUACAUAUAUGUAUAUGACAUAUAUAUAUAUAUCCUGAACCAAUAAUGGGACUUUGUUUAUAUGCAAAUAAAUAUUAUUUUUUCUUUAA